GUAAGGAGAGCAGUUUGGGAGAGGCCGACUUGCAGCAGAGCUCUGACCCUUCGGGAAUGGACAGCAGCUACCUCAGCGUGAAGGAGGCUGGGGUGAAAGUGCCCCAGGACAGGGCUAGCACGGACCUCCCCAGCCCCAUGGACAAGGCCGACUCGGAGAGCAACAAGGGCAAAAAGCGGAGGAACCGCACCACCUUCACUAGUUACCAGCUGGAGGAGCUGGAGAAGGUCUUUCAGAAGACCCACUACCCAGAUGUCUAUGCCAGGGAGCAGCUAGCCAUGAGGACAGACCUCACCGAGGCUCGUGUACAGGUGUGGUUUCAGAACCGGCGAGCAAAAUGGCGCAAGCGGGAGCGGUUCGGGCAGAUGCAGCAGGUCCGGACCCACUUCUCCACUGCCUACGAGCUGCCCCUGCUCACUCGUGCUGAGAACUACGCCCAGAUCCAGAACCCCUCCUGGAUCGGCAACAAUGGAGCUGCCUCCCCCGUGCCCGCCUGCGUCGUCCCCUGCGAGACGGUGCCCUCCUGCAUGUCCCCCCAUGCUCAUCCCCACGCGGCCGGCGGCGUCUCCGAGUUCCUCGGCGUCUCUGGCCCUGGCAGCCACGUGGGACAGACUCACAUGGGCGGCCUCUUCGGCACAGCCGGGAUGAGCCCUGGCCUCAACGGCUACGAGCUGAACAGCGAGCCGGACCGCAAGACGUCCAGCAUCGCUGCCCUGAGGAUGAAAGCGAAGGAGCACAGCGCCGCUAUCUCCUGGGCGACAUGA
Molecule: messenger RNA, 764 nt
Organism: Balearica regulorum gibbericeps (East African grey crowned-crane)
Lineage: Eukaryota; Metazoa; Chordata; Aves; Gruiformes; Gruidae
Source: RefSeq, a predicted model, not a curated record